AUGAAUACUUCCAUCAAACUCAUACUUCUUCACUUUCAUGUGUUGAGCUGUGUUAGGCAUAAAGUGAUCCAGGUAAGAGGAUAUGAGGGAGGAGAUGCUGUCCUUGACUGUCCAUCCAAGAAGGGCUACGAGUCCUCCCCAAAGUACCUGCGAAGAGUGAAGAAUGAACAGGAAAACCCUGUAGAAGUCAUCCACUCCGACGGUAUUGCAGAAUGGACCCAUCGAGGGAGGGUAUCUCUGCUGGACAUGAAGGACAAAGACAUCUUUACUGUGACUAUCCAUAAUCUGACCCUGGAGGAUUCUAAUAUGUAUUGGUGUGGAGUUGACGUGACAUUUAUCCAAGGUACUACACCCACACUUGUCAUUCCUGAAUACACCACAGGAGGCAGCACAGCCACCAACAAAAACACAUCAGGUGUGUUUAUAAGUGCAAGUGUGGCAGCAGCUGCAGUGUCAAUACUCAUGAUCAUACUGGUCACUGGUGUACUCUACAUGCAGAGGAGACAGAGGAGAGAGAGACCAACAGAGGUACAAGCUUGA
Messenger RNA from Alosa sapidissima (American shad), 540 nucleotides. RefSeq names its product CMRF35-like molecule 6. The record is from RefSeq and is a predicted model, not a curated record. Bases 1 to 540 code for a protein of 179 amino acids. NCBI's taxonomy places the organism in Eukaryota, Metazoa, Chordata, Actinopteri, Clupeiformes, Clupeidae. The transcript is spliced from 5 exons.